Hibiscus syriacus is the source of this 1523-nucleotide messenger RNA. RefSeq names its product mannose-1-phosphate guanylyltransferase 1. NCBI's taxonomy places the organism in Eukaryota, Viridiplantae, Streptophyta, Magnoliopsida, Malvales, Malvaceae. Gene Ontology annotation, cellular component: cytoplasm. Gene Ontology annotation, molecular function: GTP binding; mannose-1-phosphate guanylyltransferase (GTP) activity. Gene Ontology annotation, biological process: cell wall mannoprotein biosynthetic process; GDP-mannose biosynthetic process. The record is from RefSeq and is a predicted model, not a curated record. The transcript has 5 exons. The coding region runs from base 202 to 1287 and encodes 361 amino acids.
AUCAACACCCCCCAGGAUUCCCUCUCAGCUGCCAGCUCAGCUACCGACGGAAAACAAAAACUAUACAACUCGUCCUAGUUGACUCAUUUCUCAGCCUUUUUUCUUUUCGGUUGCCUCGAAUCGGGCUCGAGUUUUGUUGUUUGAACUCAGUUCGUGCUUGGAUCUGGUAAGCCUUUAAGGUAAUCCAAAAGGUGUAUCACAAUGAAGGCACUUAUUCUUGUUGGAGGAUUUGGAACACGUUUGAGGCCCUUGACUCUGAGUUUUCCAAAGCCGCUUGUUGAAUUCGCUAAUAAACCCAUGAUACUUCAUCAGAUCGAGGCUCUCAAGGCUGUUGGAGUAACUGAAGUUGUAUUGGCUAUUAACUACCAACCUGAGGUAAUGUUGAACUUCUUGAAGGAAUUCGAAACUAAACUCGGGAUCACGAUCACAUGCUCUCAAGAGACGGAGCCGCUUGGCACUGCUGGUCCUCUUGCUUUGGCUAGGGACAAACUCAUUGACGAGUCUGGUGAACCAUUUUUUGUCCUUAACAGUGAUGUUAUCAGUGAGUAUCCGUUCAAAGAAAUGAUUGAAUUCCACAAAGCCCAUGGAGGAGAAGCUUCCAUUAUGGUAACCAAGGUGGACGAGCCAUCGAAAUACGGUGUGGUGAUGAUGGAAGAAUCAACGGGGCAAGUGGACAAAUUUGUGGAGAAACCAAAAUUGUUUGUUGGGAACAAAAUCAAUGCUGGGAUAUAUCUGCUGAACCCUUCUGUUCUUGAUAGAAUUGAGCUGAGGCCGACCUCAAUCGAGAAAGAAGUCUUCCCAAAGAUUGCAGCAGAGAAGAAGCUGUAUGCAAUGGUCCUUCCCGGGUUCUGGAUGGACAUUGGUCAGCCAAGGGACUACAUUACUGGACUGAGACUCUAUCUAGACUCCUUGCGGAAGAAAGCCUCAAUGAAGUUAGCCGCUGGUUCUCACAUUGUGGGAAAUGUUUUGGUUCACGAGACUGCCAAAAUCGGAGAAGGAUGCUUGAUCGGACCAGAUGUGGCAAUUGGUCCAGGCUGCGUUGUCGAGUCUGGUGUCAGACUCUCUCGCUGCACCGUGAUGCGUGGAGUCCGCAUCAAGAAACACGCUUGCGUAUCCAGCAGUAUUAUCGGAUGGCACUCCACCGUCGGCCAAUGGGCUAGAGUAGAAAACAUGACUAUUCUGGGAGAAGACGUACAUGUAUGCGAUGAAAUUUACAGCAAUGGCGGCGUGGUUUUGCCUCACAAAGAGAUCAAAUCGAGCAUUUUGAAGCCAGAGAUCGUCAUGUGACCACGUCUUCCGUUUUGCAGGUGAAAUUAAGUAGCAAAGCAUGUAUUGUCUCAAGGAAUGCAUUUGUUCUUUUUAUUUAUUCCUUUUUUUUCACUCCGCAUGCGUUGAAUCUCAGUUUUCUGCAAGUCUGAUGGUCAUGUUCUGUUUGUCAACUGCAUAAGAUAAUCUUUGGUAUGAAAUGUGUAACUCUACUGUAUAUUACAAAAUAAAAUUAUUUCACUUUCUUUUUCGUGUUC